Caenorhabditis briggsae is the source of this 1095-nucleotide messenger RNA. The coding region runs from base 1 to 1095 and encodes 364 amino acids. Lineage: Eukaryota; Metazoa; Nematoda; Chromadorea; Rhabditida; Rhabditidae. The transcript has 8 exons. The record is from RefSeq and is a predicted model, not a curated record.
AUGAAAAGACCCUCAUUUAUGAAAUUAUUUGGCUUGGGGUUUCUGUUGCUGAUUGUUAGAAAGAUUGUGGUAGCAUGUAUGGCAAUGUACAUUGUGUGGCAAAACUGGGAAGAUGUUGGAUUCGAGAGAUUGAUCAAAAACCCUUCUCUACAAAACGCUGUCUCAGAAAUGCCUUUCAAUAAAUCUGGGCUUGUUUUAAUUCUCAACAGACAUGCACUCAAUAUGACAUUCAAUUGGUUGUGCAACACUCAGAAUAUGCCAGGUGUUCAUGAAAACGCCUACAUCGUAACACUUGACCAAGAAUCUUCUUUUGCAUUGAAGAAAACAUGGCCAAAUGUGAAACAAAUCAAUAUUGUUGUUCCUGGAUUAAAAGAUCCAUUCAACUAUGGAGAUGGUUAUUAUCAAUUGUUCUAUCUAUUCCGUGCCAAUUUGGCAAGAGCUAUUCUUCACCACAAUAAAUCAUUCUGGAUGAUUCAGCAGGACACAUUUUGGAAUGACAGUUUGUUGAAUGUGAGCGCUGAUGAUGAGGAAGUGGACAUUGUGUUCGAUCGAGCUUCUGAUAAGGGACCAUUGGUUGCAGGUAAAUGCGGAUACUACCACGCAAAACCCACAUCUAACUCCAAGAACUAUUUUGCUAAGCUAGCGAAAGACAUUUCCUGGUGGUAUGCUCCUGAUAACGCCUACAUGACAGCGAUGUGCGAGGUUUCCGGGUUGGCAAAGUGUGGCAGAUUAUCCUUUGACAUGAUCACCAAUUGGCAGUGGCUACAGGGAUCAUUGACAGGGGUUCCCCCAAAAUUCAUACAGUUUGAUGGGGAAACAAAAUUAGGCGGGAAACUUGCCAAGAUGCGGCAGAUUGGUUUUUACUUUUUGGCGGACGGAGAUGAUCAAUCUACGUGUAACAUCACGUCAGUUGAAAACACGAAAUACCUCCUGGAAUCCAAAAUUUCCCAAUGGGACAAAGUCGCGUCGUCAAGUCACAAACAAUUCAAAAUGUACCAAGACAUCGUCGACACGUUCUACUCGACCUGGAUAGGAGCCGCUGUCAUGAAUCACUUUAUUUUACCCUACGCUCAUUAUUGUAUGCUUUCCAUGUAA